UCGACUGGAGCAACAACUGAUCAGAGACACAAAGUAGAAACAGAAAGUUCUGGAGCAGUGACUCUAACAGAACUAACACGCUUACUGAGCGCAGCAGAAGGAGAAAAGAAUAUCCAGCCAUUUAAAGAUCAUCAAGGAUUACUUUCAGCUCAGCAAGGCUGUUGUAAACUGCGACUGAAGCCAUAUGGAUUGAUCUUUUCUUUCCUUUGGUUUAUUUUCAGUACUGAAUACUGUGAGUUGUACUUUGCAGGAGAGUUUCAGAAAUACAUAAAAAGUCUCAAAAGGCUCUCGUUAUCACUGACCAAGGAUUUCAGACACAGGCAUAGGGACGCAGCUGUAUUUUUCAGUGCUGAGUUGCUGAUAGAGAAGAAAUGUCAGUGCUUCCUGUUCUUGUCCUGUCUCUCUGUCUGACUGUGGAUUCAGUCCACAGCCAGGGUUCAUCCCAGGAUGCCUUUAUCAUCCAGUACCUGGAGAGGAGACUGGCUCAGGUGGAGGAACGUCUGAAUCAAUGUGAACAAAACACAGUGGCCGUCACCCAGAAGACGUAUGACCUCUCUUCUGAAAUCAGGGGUUAUCUGUCCACUGUCAGUGUUCUAAGAUCAGAGGUGAAGGGCCAGGUGGACAGCGUGUCUGUGCGAGUAGACCGGGUGGAGAGAGAGCUGGAAUAUCUGGAAAACAAAAUUCCCAUCCAUUCUGACAUUGAGAUGGAGGAGGCACUACUGGAACAACAGAUAAAGGCAGCAGAACUCGACCAGAUGAAAAAGAAAUCCAAGAUCAAAGUGGAGAAAGACUGCAGCACAGCCCUCACUCAAAUAAAGUCUCUCAAGAUUGUGAAGAAGACAGGAGACACCUCUGGUUCCUGGUUCAAGGACCCAUCUGAAGGAUCCACCAAGGUCUACCUGCUCAGUGGAAUUCAUAACAACACUCUGCUGGAGUAUGUUUCCCUGCAAAGUUUCACAGAGAAGACCUCCACUCCACCAUCUAGGAUGGUACAGCUGCCUUUCCAUUGGCAGGGGACAGGCCAUGUGGUCUACAAUGGAUUCCUGUACUGCCACAAGGCAGACACACCCAACCAGUUACUGAAGGUAGACCUGUUGAAUGGUACAGUAGUGGACAGUACACUGCUGCCAGGGGCAGGCCGUCUGCCAGUCUACAGUCUGAACCCCAACACUUACCUGGACAUGGCUGUGGACGAACUUGGCCUCUGGGUCAUCCAUGCCGACCCUGAAUAUGGAGGAAACCUGAUCAUUACCAAACUAGAUACAGGAACUUUGGCAGUAGAAUACACCUGGGAUACACAGUGCAGAAGCCGUGAUGCUGAAGGGGCCUUCAUAAUAUGUGGGACCCUCUAUGUGGUCUACAACACACGCUAUGGAGGACGCUCCACCGUACAGUGUCUCUACGACAUCCAUGACACCAUCCACAGUGAUGAGAGUCCUGUGAUGUUCUUCCCAAAGCGCUACACCAGCCACAGCAGCAUCCACUACCACCCUGGAGACAAACAGCUGUAUGCCUGGGACGACGGCUACCAGACCAUAUACAAAGUGGAGACACAGAGACAUUACCGAGUCUCUGCAGAUUGAAGAUGAUCAUCUAAAAACAUGUGUUAUGACUUCGAAAAUAGUCCCAAAGUAGGCAAUAGACAUCACUUAUAAUAGCAUCAGUUAAGGUUGUUGAUUAGUAGCGAAUAAUCUACUAUUGUUCAGUAUAGUGAUCCUUUGCUGGCAAUGGAUGCUGCCUUUAUCACUGUUAAUCAUUGUAGAUGUUAGGAUCAUGCCCAGCCAAAGGCAUUUUAUACUAUGCAGGCUUUAUUCUUUAUAUCACCACAAUAAAGAACAAUUAAAUGUCA
Scatophagus argus is the source of this 1849-nucleotide messenger RNA. RefSeq names its product olfactomedin-like 1 (gene olfml1). NCBI's taxonomy places the organism in Eukaryota, Metazoa, Chordata, Actinopteri, Scatophagidae. Gene Ontology annotation, biological process: signal transduction. Bases 372 to 1583 code for a protein of 403 amino acids. The record is from RefSeq and is a predicted model, not a curated record. The transcript is spliced from 8 exons.